CUGCCAGAGCCGCCUCGCCUCUAGCCCGGACCGUGUGAGGCCGGAGCGGCGGGGCCGGGCGCGCAGGUCCCGGGCCGGAGCCCCAUCCCCCGGGGGAGUUUCCUCUGCGGUGGCCCCCGCCUCCCGCGCCCCCGUUCCAGCGGGCGACCCCUGCUGUCCCCCCCGCCCCCCCGCCCCAGCCUCUCCCCCGCCUGUAAAGUCGCCGAUCCCUCCACGGACUUUGCAGAGGCCGCAACUUUCCUUUCCCGCCGCAGCCCGGCCGCCAGCCCCGCGUCCCGCCGCCCACCAUGAGCGAGGAGAGCCGCGGGGACCCGGAGCGGCAGCUCCGCCUGCGCGUGUGCGUGCUCCGCGAGCUGCAGAAGACCGAGCGGGACUACGUGGCCACGCUGGAGUUCCUGGUGUCGGCAUUCCUACAGCGAAUGAACCAGUGUGCAGCAUCAAAAGUUGACAAAAACGUCACAGAGGAAACAGUGAAGAUUCUCUUCUCAAACAUUGAAGACAUCCUUGCAGUACAUAAGGAAUUCUUAAAAGUGGUGGAAGAAUGCCUACAUCCUGAACCUAACGCUCAGCAAGAAGUGGGAACCUGCUUUCUUCAUUUUAAAGACAAGUUUCGUAUUUAUGAUGAAUAUUGUAGUAACCAUGAGAAGGCACAAAAAUUGCUUCUGGAACUUAACAAAAUUAGGACAGUCCGGACAUUUCUUUUGAACUGCAUGCUGCUUUCAGGACGGAAGAACACAGAUGUCCCCCUGGAAGGAUAUUUAGUAACUCCAAUACAGAGAAUCUGCAAGUACCCUCUCAUUUUGAAGGAGUUGCUGAAGCGGACUCCAAGGAAACACAGUGACUACGCAGCAGUGAUGGAAGCUCUCCAAGCCAUGAAAGCUGUCUGUUCCAACAUCAACGAGGCCAAGAGACAGAUGGAGAAGUUAGAAGUGUUGGAGGAAUGGCAGUCUCACAUUGAAGGCUGGGAGGGGUCCAACAUUACUGACACCUGCACUGAAAUGCUGAUGUGUGGAGUCUUACUGAAAAUUUCUUCUGGAAACAUUCAAGAACGGGUGUUUUUUCUUUUUGAUAAUCUUUUGGUGUAUUGCAAAAGAAAACACAGACGAUUGAAGAAUAGCAAGACAUCUACCGAUGGACAUCGGUACCUUUUUCGUGGCCGGAUCAAUACAGAGGUGAUGGAAGUGGAGAAUGUGGAUGAUGGUACAGCUGACUUCCAUAGCAGUGGACACAUUGUGGUUAAUGGAUGGAAGAUACAUAACACAGCAAAAAAUAAAUGGUUUGUGUGUAUGGCAAAAACACCUGAAGAGAAACACGAAUGGUUAGAAGCUAUUUUGAAAGAAAGAGAAAGACGAAAAAGUUUAAAAUUAGGAAUGGAGCAAGACACCUGGGUAAUGAUCUCUGAACAGGGUGAGAAACUCUACAAAAUGAUGUGCAAACAAGGAAAUCUGAUCAAAGACAGAAAAAGAAAACUGACUACGUUCCCUAAAUGCUUUCUUGGAAGUGAAUUUGUGUCAUGGCUGUUGGAAAUCGGAGAGAUUCACAGGCCUGAAGAAGGUGUUCACUUGGGACAAGCAUUAUUAGAAAAUGGAAUUAUACAUCAUGUUACUGAUAAGCAUCAAUUCAAACCAGAACAGAUGUUAUACAGAUUUCGCUAUGAUGAUGGAACAUUUUAUCCAAGAAAUGAGAUGCAGGAUGUGAUUUCAAAGGGCGUAAGAUUAUAUUGCCGUCUUCAUAGCUUAUUUACUCCAGUGAUAAGAGAUAAAGAUUACCAUUUAAGGACCUACAAAUCUGUAGUCAUGGCCAACAAACUGAUAGACUGGUUAAUUGCACAGGGGGAUUGUCGCACCAGAGAAGAGGCAAUGAUAUUUGCUGUUGGGCUUUGUGACAAUGGAUUUAUGCACCAUGUCCUUGAAAAAAGUGAAUUCAAAGAUGAACCUCUCCUUUUCCGUUUCUUUGCGGAUGAAGAAAUGGAAGGAUCCAAUAUGAAACAUCGACUUAUGAAACAUGAUUUAAAAGUUGUGGAAAAUGUUAUAGCUAAAUCAUUAUUGAUUAAAUCCAAUGAAGGCAGCUAUGGUUUUGGGUUAGAAGACAAAAAUAAAGUUCCAAUAAUUAAGUUGGUAGAAAAGGGGUCUAAUGCCGAGAUGGCUGGCAUGGAAGUUGGAAAAAAGAUUUUUGCUAUUAACGGUGACCUAGUUUUUAUGAGACCUUUCAAUGAAGUGGAUUGCUUCCUGAAAUCCUGCUUAAACAGCAGAAAACCUCUAAGAGUUCUUGUGAGCACAAAGCCAAGGGAGACAGUGAAAAUCCCAGAUUCAGCCGACGGACUUGGAUUCCAGAUCCGGGGAUAUGGCCCAUCGGUUGUGCAUGCGGUGGGAAGAGGAACGGUGGCCGCAGCAGCCGGUCUUCACCCUGGACAGUGUAUCAUCAAAGUCAACGGGAUCAAUGUCAGCAAAGAGACACAUGCCAGCGUCAUUGCACACGUCACGGCCUGCAGGAAGUACAGGAGACCAACCAAGCAAGAUUCCAUACAGUGGGUUUAUAACAGCCUUGAGAGCGCCCAGGAAGACCUUCAGAAGUCUAACACCAAACCCCCCGGAGAUGAGGCAGGGGAUUCUUUUGAUUGCAAAGUAGAAGAGGUAAUUGACAAGUUCAACACCAUGGCCAUCAUCGAUGGGAAGAAGGAGCAUGUGAGUCUGACGGUGGAUAAUGUGCACCUGGAAUACGGGGUUGUGUAUGAGUAUGACAGCACCGCUGGGAUCAAGUGCAAUGUGGUGGAGAAGAUGAUCGAACCCAAAGGUUUCUUCAGCCUCACUGCCAAGAUUCUCGAAGCCUUAGCUAAAAGUGAUGAUCAUUUUGUACAAAACUGCACCAGCCUUAACUCUUUAAAUGAAGUGAUUCCUACUGAACUUCAGAGUAAAUUCAGUGCCAUCUGCAGUGAAAAAGUUGAGCACAUCUCUCAGAGAAUAUCCAGUUACAAAAAGUUUUCUCGUGUACUAAAGAAUAGAGCCUGGCCCACCUUUAAACAAGCCAAAUCUAAAAUAUCCCCACUGCACAGCAGUGAUUUCUGCCCGACCAACUGCCAUGUCAACGUGAUGGAAGUUUCUUAUCCCAAAACAUCGACCUCCCUGGGGAGCGCAUUUGGUGUUCAGUUGGAUAGUAGGAAGCAUAAUGCUCAGGAUAAAGAAAACAAAUCUGAACAAGGGAAACUGAGCCCCAUGGUGUACAUUCAGCACACAAUCACAACCAUGGCGGCCCCUUCGGGCUUGUCUCUGGCACAGCAGGACGGGCACGGGCUCCGGUAUUUGUUAAAAGAAGAAGACUUGGAAACCCAAGACAUCUAUGUGAAACUGCUGGGCAAACUCCAGGCUGCCCUGAAAGAGGUGGAGAUGUGUGUCUGUCAAAUAGACGACCUUCUGUCUUCGAUAACAUCUUCUCCUAAGUUAGAACGGAAGACAUCCGAAUGCCUAGUGCCCACAGACAGUGACAAUGAGAAGGGGGAAAGAAACAGCAAACGCGUCUGUUUUAAUGUGGCCGGAGAUGAGCAGGAAGAUUCAGGUCAUGACACUAUCAGCAACAGAGACUCUUACAGCGACUGCAAUAGCAACAGGAACUCCGUCGCCUCCUUCACGAGCAUUUGCAGCAGCCAGUGCAGCUCAUAUUUUCAUAGUGAUGAAAUGGACUCAGGUGAUGAACUUCCGCUAAGUGUUCGAAUUUCUCAUGAAAAACAGGAUAAGAUACAUAGUUGUCUGGAGCAUCUUUUCAGCCAGGUGGAUUCAAUUACCAAUCUCCUAAAAGGGCAAGCUGUGGUCAGAGCCUUUGAGCAAACCAAGUACCUAACCCCAGGUCGAGGAUUGCAGGAAUUUCAGCAGGAAAUGGAACCAAAGCUGAGUUGUCCAAAACGGUUAAGGCUUCACAUCAAGCAAGAUCCUUGGAAUCUUCCCAGCAGCGUCCAGAGUCUUGCUCAAAACAUCAGAAAAUUUGUUGAAGAAGUCAAGUGUAGAAUACUUCUGGCACUUCUUGAGUAUUCAGACAGUGAGCCACAGCUCCGAAGAGACAUGGUUUUCUGCCAAAGUCUCGUAGCCACAGUCUGUGCCUUCUCCGAGCAGCUCAUGGCAGCCUUGAACCAGAUGUUCGACAACAGCAAGGAAAAUGAGAUGGAAACGUGGGAAGCCAGCAGAAGGUGGCUGGACCAGAUCGCCAAUGCCGGCGUUCUUUUUCACUUUCAGUCCCUUCUGUCGCCAAACUUGACAGAUGAACAGGCCAUGCUAGAAGAUACACUGGUUGCACUAUUUGAUUUGGAAAAGGUUUCUUUUUACUUUAAACCAUCAGAAGAGGAACCGCUGGUUGCAAAUGUUCCUCUUACAUAUCAAGUGGAAGGAAGCCGGCAAGCUCUGAAAGUUUACUUCUACCUUGAUAGUUAUCAUUUUGAACAACUGCCUCAACGGUUGAAAAAUGGAGGAGGGUUCAAAAUUCAUCCUGUUCUUUUUGCACAAGCUCUGGAGAGCAUGGAAGGAUAUUAUUAUAGAGACAAUGUUUCCGUGGAAGAAUUUCAAGCCCAAAUAAAUGCAGCCUCAUUGGAAAAGGUCAAACAAUACAACCAGAAGCUCAGGGCAUUUUAUUUGGACAAGUCAAAUUCACCACCCAACUCCACAUCCAAGGCUGCCUAUGUUGAUAAGCUCCUGAGGCCUCUCAAUGCCCUGGAUGAACUUUACCGCCUGGUAGCCUCGUUUAUCAGGUCCAAGCGCACGGCGGCCUGCGCGAACACAGCGUGCAGCGCCUCGGGCGUGGGGCUGCUGUCCGUGUCGUCGGAGCUGUGCAGCAGGCUGGGGGCCUGCCACGUCAUCAUGUGCAACAGCGGCGUGCACCGGUGCACCCUGAGCGUGACAGUGGAGCAGGCCAUCAUUCUGGCCAGAAGCCACGGACUGCCUCCUCGCUACAUUAUGCAGGCUACGGAUGUAAUGCGGAAGCAGGGAGCAAGAGUUCAGAACACAGCAAAGAAUUUAGGAGUGACAGACCGGACCCCACAGUCUGCUCCCAGGCUGUACAAGCUGUGCGAGCCGCCUCCCCCAGUUGGAGAAGAAUGAAGAGAACCUCUAGGAACCCGCUGAGCAGAGCUUCUGAGCCCUGGGCGAGACAAAGGACCGCCUGGCGAAACACUCUGCAUUCAAGGAAAAGUGAAUUUUUUCCCUAGUUCUUUCACCACGGUGUAAAUAACUAAUGUCAGCUCCUCCUGGGCUGGAAAUGGAUAGGCCUUCAUUCACACAAUUCAGUUUCACAAACCGAUCUCUCUAUGUAUUGACAUGAACUCUUCGUUUUUAGGGUAGACUUCAUCCCUGGACGUUACAGAAAAAAUAUCAGAGGACAAAAUGAGCCAUCGUGCCUACUCUCCCAUGUACUAAAAUUAUUUCAUUGUGCUUAGUCUUAUCUUCGCCAAAUGGGAAGACGUAAUCAUGGAUCUCUGAAGACACAUGGCCACAUUUCCUCAACUGUGCAGAAAUGUGACGGAAAACAGAGACCGGUGUCCUCGUCCUCAGUCCCCCUGCAUCAGAGAAAAUAGUUCCUGUGUGAAAGGCGAAGAGCAUGGUUUUCUCUGUCAGAGGGUGUUUUGUCCGGAGAGGAGAAGAGAGUGAUUGAGGCCUCCGUCAAGACCUCCUUCCAGCUGCUUCCAGGUGUCCUUCACGCUGCUGCACAGUUGCAGAGGCCAGAGCUGGACAUGAUGAUAAUCACUGUGGGUCUCUGAAGUGGGCGUGGCUUUCUUGGGCCACGUGUGCUGGUGCUGUCAGAUGCGGCCCGGGGUGGGAAGAGGCAGAGAUUGGGGAGGUGGAAAAGAAGACCAGACUAAAGGAGGGGAAAAUAAGUCUAUUUAAAAACUCAACCUCUAACUUAGAUACUUAAAAUUCUUCAUUUUAUUAAGGCUUUCAUAUAAGACAUCAAACUCCUAAGAGAAUACACCCUGCCCGGCAUUUUUUCUAUCAAGGUAGAUGUAUAAGAGAUGAAAUUAGGCUUUAUUUGGUGAACUUUAAAAGGACUAUUAGAGACCUUGAUAAUCUAUGGAAGCACAAGGUAUAUUCUGUGCAUGAUUUUUAUCAUUUCUACCUUGAUAAAAUAACAUUGUUAUUAGCAUAGUGAAUACAGUAAUAUUGAGUUUAAAUUCAUAAUUUUCAAAAUAAUUAAAAUGCCCUUAUGGUUGUUAUAAUUUUAUGAAUUUAGACUAAUUUAGUAUGUGAAACGCUUUCAAAACUAAAGUAUAUACAAACCAUUAUUACGUUUUAAUUUAUAAACUUUGUUCAUGGUUUUCAAGCUAUCAUUAAUGACCUUCAUCACUAGCAGUUGUGUAUUAAAUAACAAAAAUACUGUGUUUAUACAUGUACAAGCUUUUUAUAUACCAGUUAAGGUAAUAAUUGUUAUUUGGUAAAGGCUCUCUUAAGAUGUUGGCAAUAAGUUCAUAUUUGUAAUGAAAAAUAAAGAAACCAAAAUCAGAGUUUUCAAAGAAAAAAUUGAACACUUAGAAUGCAAUAAAGAGAUGAGUAUAACAAAUAUUUAUAUUAAGUACAUUCUUAACUUUUAGGGAUUUAACAUUCUCGAUACUAUCAGCAAGUGAUCCUAAAGGUCCAUAAUAUUAGCAAAUUGUGACUUUUCACAUAUUGAAAAUUUGAUUAAGUUCUAUGUAGAGCUAAUGAGAGAGCACAACUGAAUAACUAGCAGGUACUUCUCAUACUGACAUCAGUGUUUCCUAAUCACUGUCCUGGAAGCAGUAGUCUCUCAGAGGGAUGAAAGGGUCCUAAACAUUUUAGUCACACUUUGGUAUGUUUCAUGGGGGAAAUUACCUGUUCUUGUGGUAUGUAUAUAAGAGAGCAUGUUUUUAAGGACUUACAUUCUUUGUAAUAUAAUGCUUUUACUAUUACUUUAAGGGUCAAGCAUAGUAUAUGGAUACCAUCUACUUUAAUAAGUGCUUGGCAUUUAUUAAAUGCUCCAAAGUUAAUAAUGGUGUAUAAUAUCAUCAGCCAUUGUCAUGUUUUAUAAUAAAAAUUAUAGAUAACAGUUAAAUAAUUACUAUGUGCCAAGCAAUACGUACAAGUGCUUCAUCCGUUCUUUUUGUUACUGCUUCACUAAUCUUCAUAAUGACAAUUCCAGGUGGCAUUCUUUUCAUAGCCCCCUUUUUACAGUUAGGAACUGAAGCAGAGAAUGGUCCAGCGACUGGCCCAAGACUACAUGACUGACAAGUGGUAGAACCAGGAUUUUGAACCCAGGAAGUUUGACUUUUCAUUUUUUAAAUUGAUUUCAGAGAAAAAGGGGGAGGGGGAGAGAGAGAGAGAAACAUCUAUGAUGAGAGAGAAUCAUUGAUCGGCUGCCUCCUGCACACCCCACUGCACACUGAGGGUGGAGCCCACAACCCAGGCAUGUGCCCUGACCAGAACUGAACCAUGACCUCCUGGUUCAUAGGUUGGCACUCAGCCUCUGAAACAUGCCAGCCAGGCAAGUUUGCCAUCUUAAUCCAUUAUGGUUACCAGCAGAACUGUUGUAAUGGUACCAGUUAUUUCUUAGUAAAGGAGGAGUUAUAUGGACUGUGUUGCCAUUAAAUUAUACAUCUUAUCUUGAGAAAAAAUGAGUGGAAAUAUAUAAAAUGCCUUUAAUAUAUGAAAAUCUUAGGAUUUCCAGGACGUUUUACCUUUCUAAAUACAAUGCUGUUGCAAUCUGGAACAAAAAUUCCUCAAAUUAAAGAUAACAGUUUUAGCUAUAUUUUGAGUCUGGAGUAGUACAUCAUAUAAUAUUUGACUGUGAUUCCCAAGCAGUGGUAACAGUAAAAAAUAUCUAUUUAACAAAUGAAUAAAAACAAUUUUUCAAUACUAUGAUGCGCUUCUGUGUGACAUUGGACGUUUAACUGGCCUUGAGUUUUUAGAGCAGGUUUACCUAAAUGCUCACAUACUCCUGUACAACCUGAGUACUUUUAAACAUUGCUAAAGCCUGCCAGCAGUUCUUCCAAGUUCUGAGUUUGGACAUCUGCCUCUCUCCACCUAAAAGGGAACGGCAUGCAUAGAAAAUAUGGUUCUUCACUGGGGACUGGAUUCAAAAUUGUGGGAUAACUAGUAACUCCUAGUCAUACACAUUAAAUAUUAUAUCUUACAAAGAUUUUCAUAUUACACGUUACACAAUUUAAUAAUUAUAAAGAUGAGCGAUUUUAGGAAACUAAAAUUUUACAUACAUACCCAUUACUAUUUAAUAAGGAGGAAAGAAGAAAGAAAAAAUUUGUAUUAUUUUUCCUUAUAUUGUAUAUCUAAUGUUGACUUUAGAGUAUAGCUCGAUUUUAUGAGCCAAUAUCCCAAUCUUAGAAGUCUCAUACUAUUUUCUGUCUCUUUAAAUCACAUUGUUCCAGUGGUUUCAAUUCAGUGACCACUCUGUGCAGUCACAAUGUUCAAUUUAAAAAUAGUUUAAAUUCUUAUGAUACUAUAAUUUAUAUUUGGCCCUUGAACAAUACAGAUUUGAACUGCAUUGGGUUCACUGACAUGCAGAUUUUUUUCAACAAAUGAAUACAAUACUAUAAAUAUAUUUUCUCUUGCUUGUGAUUUU
Messenger RNA from Myotis daubentonii (Daubenton's bat), 8565 nucleotides. It is a transcript of the gene PREX2, whose product is annotated as phosphatidylinositol-3,4,5-trisphosphate dependent Rac exchange factor 2. Lineage: Eukaryota; Metazoa; Chordata; Mammalia; Chiroptera; Vespertilionidae. Gene Ontology annotation, molecular function: protein binding; guanyl-nucleotide exchange factor activity; GTPase activator activity. Gene Ontology annotation, cellular component: plasma membrane. Gene Ontology annotation, biological process: G protein-coupled receptor signaling pathway; intracellular signal transduction; positive regulation of GTPase activity. The record is from RefSeq and is a predicted model, not a curated record.